Laccaria bicolor S238N-H82 is the source of this 1702-nucleotide messenger RNA. RefSeq lists its product as uncharacterized. Gene Ontology annotation, biological process: GPI anchor biosynthetic process. The record is from RefSeq and is a predicted model, not a curated record. The coding region runs from base 1 to 1650 and encodes 549 amino acids. Gene Ontology annotation, cellular component: endoplasmic reticulum. NCBI's taxonomy places the organism in Eukaryota, Fungi, Basidiomycota, Agaricomycetes, Agaricales, Hydnangiaceae. The transcript is spliced from 11 exons.
AUGGGUCUGACGGGAUUGACCGUCGAUAUACCUUCAUCCACAUCCAAGCGACCAGACGAGAAACGGCCGGCAGCAAGAUGGUCUAGCUUCGAGUUCAAAGUUUACUAUGCUUUAGCAUGCAUCGUUAUACCCAUUAUGGUUUGGAUACCCGUGUCAUUGAGCUCGCCCUCUAACCCUAAUUACCCAUUCUAUCAAAUGCGGCUGUCGAACGGCUGGCUAUUCGGACGUCGUAUCGAUAACAGUGACGCGCAAUACCGCUCCUUUCGAAACAACUUACCCCCUUUACUCAUCGGCGCCCUCGCCUUCCUCCUCUCCAAGUUCCUAAGGGUCCACUACGCCACAGUGAACCCAGGCAAUAAUCUAUACCUCAUCCCAUUCAAUGUGGGCUGCUCGCUCGUCAUGAUCCUUGCAUUGCACGGGACGAGUGCCUUGAAAGUCCUCGCGAUCGUUUCUGCGAAUUAUGGGAUUGCGAAGAUGUGUCGGGGGAGUAGAGCUGGGCCGGCGUUGACGUGGAUGUUUAACGCUGCUGUGCUUUUUUUGAAUGAACGGUAUGGAGGGUAUAGGUUUGGGGAUAUGAUCCCUGGUUUGGAAUACCUCGAUACCAUACAAGGAGCCUAUCCCCGCUGGCACGUCAGCUUCAACAUCACGAUGCUCCGCCUCGUCUCGUUCAGCAUGGAUCACUACUGGGCAUGUCAACCACUACGCUCCCCCUCCUCCGAAGAUACAGGCUCCGCCCAGCUCUCGGAAAAACAGCGCCAAUCGAUGGCGCAUCCCGAGGGGAUGUACUCGUACAUGAACUAUAUCGCCUAUGUUCUCUAUCCACCGCUGUACAUCGCUGGGCCCAUCAUGACGUUCAAUGAUUUCAUAUGGCAGCACCGCCGUCCAACGCCCAUAUCAACACAAACAACGAUAAAGUACCUCCUCCGCUUCGUCGUUUCGUUUAUGACGAUGGAGUUCAUCCUCCACUUCAUGUACGUCGUCGCUAUUAAAGAUAGGAAAGCGUGGGUUGGGGCUAGCCCCGCGCAGAUCAGUAUGAUUGGGUUUUGGAACCUUAUGAUCGUUUGGCUCAAGCUUCUGAUACCAUGGAGGUUCUUCCGCUUAUGGGCGCUCAUGGACGGGAUCGACCCACCUGAGAAUAUGGUCAGGUGUAUGGCGAAUAAUUAUUCGACGUUGGGGUUUUGGAGGAGUUGGCAUAGGAGUUAUAAUCUUUGGGUUAUUCGAUACAUCUAUAUACCCCUAGGCGGCGCCAACAACGUGGUGGUGAACACCGUUUUGGUGUUCUCCUUCGUUGCGCUGUGGCAUGAUCUUACGUUUAGACUCCUGGCGUGGGGAUGGCUGGUUAGCUUGUUCAUCAUACCAGAGUUGUGUGCUGUGUAUUUGUUGCCUGCGUCCAAGUUCGGACAAAGGCCAUGGUACAGACACGUCUGUGCCCUUGGGGCCGUAUUUAACAUCAUGAUGAUGAUGGCUGCCAAUUUGGUAGGGUUCGUUGUUGGUGUUGAAGGGGUUUCGUUCUUCGCUAAGCAGCUUUUUGGGACGGUUGAAGGUGUGCGAUUUCUGGUCGGAGUUGUGUUUUGCUUGUUUGUGGGUGCUCAGUUGAUGUUUGAGUAUCGGGAGGAGGAGAUGAGGAGAGGGAUUUUUAGGAGGUGUUAAUCAGGUUGUUGGUUGUGAGCCUCAGCGGCGAAUAAACUGGAUUUUGGAUUUU